Molecule: messenger RNA, 1763 nt
Organism: Meleagris gallopavo (turkey)
Lineage: Eukaryota; Metazoa; Chordata; Aves; Galliformes; Phasianidae
Source: RefSeq, a predicted model, not a curated record
GUAUGUCUUUUCAUUCCUCCAGCUCUCGUCGUGCGCUUCCUGACCAAACGAUUUAUCUGGGAGUAUGACCCAACUCUAGAGUCUACAUAUCGUCACCAAGCUACCAUUGAUGAUGAAGUGGUUUCCAUGGAGAUACUGGAUACAGCUGGUCAGGAGGAUGCUAUUCAGAAAGAAGGACAUGUGCGAUGGGGAGAAGGCUUUGUCCUGGUCUAUGACAUCACGGACAGAGGCAGCUUUGAGGAAGUUCUACCACUCAAGAACUUGUUGGAUGAAGUUAAAAAACCCAAAAAUGUCACUCUCAUCCUGGUGGGGAACAAAGCAGACUUGGAUCACUCCAGGCAGGUCAGCACAGAGGAAGGUGAAAAGCUGGCCACAGAACUAGCAUGUGCUUUUUACGAGUGCUCUGCUUGCACAGGAGAGGGCAACAUUAUGGAGGCCUUCUAUGAGCUCUGUCGUGAGGUACGGCGUCGAAAGAUGGUCCAGGGCAAGACUCGGAGACGAAGCUCCACCACGCACGUCAAGCAGGCUAUUAAUAAGAUGCUUACCAAAAUCAGCAGCUAAAAAGAUCUGUACUAAGCCAGAAAAGCAUUAUAGAGCAUAUUAGCUUGUGGUAGGGACAAGGCAGGCAGAGCACAUUUAAUAAAAAAUGGUCAAAGCUUUGCUAUUAAAAAAAUAGAAAACUGAAACCACACCACUUUUUGAGUAGCAUGGAAUCAGACUUCUUCCUGUUUCAAAAUGUAUUAUAGCCACACUGCUUUGGGCUAACGUGGAAAAAACAAACAAACAAAAAAACUCCAAAGGACUAAAUGAUUGUAGGGGUUGGCACUUACAGAGUAUUUUCUGCUUCUACAAGGCUGGCUCCAAUCCCCUGCAAGUCAGUAGUGCCUAAACAUCAUUCCCAGCCAGCCAACUGCUAAGUAGCCACUUACUUGGAGAGUAAGACUCAGUCUUCAGUCCAGCAACAACCAUCACAACUGGUAAUCUCAAGGACUGAGGCUGCUGUGUUGUACCAGAAGGUUCAUCUGACACCUUUCACCAGCUCUAAAUUGGUGCAUUGUGUGCUUUUACUCCAAACAGUCCUCCCUUGUUGUUAUUUUGUCAGAUCUAUGAGUGCUGAUGUUCUAAGCAAGUUAUGCAAAAAAUACAGUAAAGGUCUUUUUCAUGGAAUGUUUAGCUAGCAAGACAAACAUUUCAAUGGAGCUAAAGUUCAGCUGCUUUUUGAGAUCCUCUAAAACUACAGAAUUCAUCAAGAAAUAAUCAGCUAGUCCAGUGGCAUUUCAGCGUUUCCUCCUUGAAGUACAGUACUGUACUUGGGGAAAUGGGAGUGAAUUCAUCGGGAAAUUAAACUCUAAAAAUAACCACAUUUCUGUUGAUUUCAUUAUGGGUAGUUUUUAGCUUUUGUUUUAGAUUUAUUUCAAUUCAAGUAGUUUCCCUUGCUCUAUCUUCUACUGAAGAAAAACUUAAACCAUAGGAAGGCAAAUGUUUAAAUUCUGAGCCCAAAUGUAUGUAGGCUGCUCUGAAAGUAUCGCCUCCUAUUUUUUUUUCCAUGUAAAGUGACAAAAACUACAAAGAGCACAAUAGCACUAUUUGAAAGAGAAAAUUCUCAGCUACUAACACUACUUUUCAACACAGUUACCACCAUCAGUUGAUUUAUGCAGAUGAGUUGAUAGAGAUACUCUUCAUUUCAUGGUGUGACAGCUGUGCAUGGCCAUCUGGAACUUGGCUUGUCUUUCAUGUCUCUGUCACCAUUGCAGAAACGCACC